Molecule: messenger RNA, 729 nt
Organism: Acanthoscelides obtectus
Lineage: Eukaryota; Metazoa; Arthropoda; Insecta; Coleoptera; Chrysomelidae
Source: the annotation of a GenBank genome assembly
CAGAUAACUGCAGUCGGAAACAAUUGUGAUGAAUCUUCAAACUAGAAAUACAUUCUUGAUGCGCCACUGGUACUACCGUGUAGCCAAGGGACAAGGAAUGCGGGCGGUGGUGUCGGACGAGAGAGGGCGGGGAAAGGAGAACGCGGAAGAAGAUAAGAGCGUGGUUUUUACGACCGAUGUGCGAGGUAUUUUGGGCAGAAUAUUUUGGAGAGGAGAAUAGAGUACAUUAUUAUUGAUCCCGGGCGUUUCAUUCUUGACAAAUCAGAAGUGGAAUUAUUCACGUGCCGUACAAGUUCUACAAGUGAGUCAAAAUGGGGAAGACGAAAAGGCGUAGUUCUUCUAGUUCAUCCUCUAGCUCUCAGUCCAGUUCAAGUUCUUCGACGGACGAUGGAAGGAGACAUCGUAGGCGAGUAAAACGUUUACGAAAAGAACUCAAAUUCAAAAACAAGUUGUUAGAGAAGCAACCUAUGCUGAUUUUUCUGGGUCUGAGGACAGACACAGCAGCAGGAUGGCCGAAUGUGAUGAAUCUUCAAACUAGAAAUACAUUUUUGAUGCGCCACUGGUACUACCGUGUAGCCAAGGGACAAGGAAUGCGGGCGGUGGUGUCGGACGAGAGAGGGCGGGGAAAGGAGAACGCGGAAGAAGAUAAGAGCGUGGUUUUUACGACCGAUGUGCGAGGUAUUUUGAGCAGAAUAUUUUGGAGAGGAGAAUAGAGUACAUUAUUAUUGA